Messenger RNA from Medicago truncatula (barrel medic), 861 nucleotides. Its product is annotated as cyclin-dependent kinase C-2. The record is from RefSeq and is a predicted model, not a curated record. Bases 1 to 861 code for a protein of 286 amino acids. The transcript has 7 exons. Lineage: Eukaryota; Viridiplantae; Streptophyta; Magnoliopsida; Fabales; Fabaceae.
AUGGCAGCCCCAGGGCAACUGAACAUCAUUGAAUCACCUUCGCGUGGAUCUUGUAGCGUCGAUUGCUCUGAGAAGUUGGAGCAAAUCGGCGAAGGCACUUAUAGUUCUGUUUAUUGUUACUUUGUUUGUCCAGAGCAAUUAAACAAGAUUUUUGACCUGUGUGGAGGACCGGAUGAGGUGAACUGGCCUGGAGUUGCCAAGACUCCAUGUUACAAUCAGUUUAAGCCAACAAGACCGAUGAAAAGGCGAGGGAAGAUUUUAGACAGUAAGUAUCAGAUUACGAGCAUCAUUAUUCACAGGGCCGUUCCUACGAAUCCGGAGCUUCUCUCUCUUGACUUGAAUUCUAGUUUUGAUCGCCAUGCAUUGGAGUUGUUGGAGAAGAUGCUCACACUUGAUCCAGCUCAGAGAAUUCCUGCAAAAGGCCCACUUGAUGCUGAGUACUUCUGGAUUGAUCCAUUAACAAGUGAUCCCAAGAGUUUACCCAAGUACGAUUCAUCACAUGAGUUUCAGACCAAGAAAAAGCGUCAGCGGCAACGACAAAAUGAAGAAAAUGUCAAGCGUCUUAAAAUGCAGCAUCCACUGCAGGAUACUCGUCUCCCCCGAUUCAAUAGGGUGGACAACAUGGUCAAAUGCGGCAAGGUUCUACCCACCCUAUUCAUGGCUCUCAACCAGCAGUUGCUGCAGGACAUAGCCAUCAUUAUGGGAAGCCUCGAGGUCCCUCUGGUGGUCCAGGAUGGAACUGGUGGUGGUCCGCGUGGUGGAGGUGGCUUUGGAGUUGGAACUCCAAAUUAUCCUCAAGGUGGUCCUCCAUAUGGUGGAUCGGCUGCUGGUCAUGGGAAUCGCAACCAACAGUAUGGUUAG